This is a messenger RNA of Scophthalmus maximus (turbot), 2399 nucleotides long. RefSeq names its product von Willebrand factor A domain-containing protein 1-like. Bases 530 to 2026 code for a protein of 498 amino acids. The record is from RefSeq and is a predicted model, not a curated record. The transcript is spliced from 6 exons. Lineage: Eukaryota; Metazoa; Chordata; Actinopteri; Pleuronectiformes; Scophthalmidae. Gene Ontology annotation, molecular function: protein binding.
AAUUUGUCGAGUCGACGGGCAUUUUCUCUUUUGUUCAGUGAAAAACAACCACAAAUAGACACAAAAGGUCCAUUAAAGAGAAACUGAAUGGCAACAAGAAGAGAGAAAAACGACUGUCCAUCAUCUUCUAUCUGGUCCGGCCUUCAGUGCUCCCAUGGAGGGAGGCUGGAGGAGCCUGUGUGUCUGCGCUCAGAGAGCAGCUCCCUCACAAUCAAUCCAGAUGUUCACUCCUGGCACAGUUGCCUCGCAAUCGAUCCAGAUGUUCACUCCUGGCACGCCUUGGUUUCCUUCCUCUGGGACACAGGUGUCCAUUUGGUUUAGUGCCUGGGUGGUACGUGAUGACCUCUGGAGAAAGCCGAUGCCAGGAUCUGUAUUUCCUGGCCCGGCAGCUGGAGGAGGAGGGAUCCGGACAGGGCGCAGGUUCCAGGAUCUGUCGUGACAGCGACGAGUGCGACGGGGUCCGGCCUCGACGAGAUGACUUCACCUGCUCGCUCAGACUGUUUGUGAAUGACACUCGCGGCCGGAAAGGAUGCAGACAUUUCUACUGAUACGCUUCGUCUUUCUGUGGGCGAUGUUCCCGCGGAGCAACGUGCAGGUCGCUGGACCUGCCGCAGUGUUGAACUGCUGUGAAGGAGAUAUUCUCCUUUUGCUGGACUCUUCAGGGAGUCUUACAAUCUACGAGUUCUCGCGCCUGCUGCUUUUCACUGCUGACCUUCUUCGUCCCUUCUCAUUGGGCCGUGGGCACGUUAGGGUCGGGCUGCUGCAAGUGGGCACCAGCCCAAACCUUGAGUUCAGCCUGAACGCCCACAGCAGUCAGGAGGGUCUGCAGAAAGCCCUGCGACGUGUCAGCCACCUGCAGGGAGACACCAACACCGUGGCAGCGCUCAGGUUGGCCCAGCGGCUCCUGACAGAGACAGAGGACAAGGUGCCGAAGAUACUGCUCUGGCUGACUGAUGGUGCGCAGCCUGGAGACGUGGACAGGCCCAUGACGGAGCUGGAGGCGCAGGGAGUGUCCGUGUUAAUUGUUUCUUCAGUUCAUGGCAAUUACCAGGUGUUACAACGUGCAGCGACACCUCCUCUGGAGUCCCACCUCUACACCGUGGACAUUGAUAACAUCGACAACAUCACAGAGGAUCUGAGGGAGGCCAUCAUCAAAAUUAUUUGUGCAGAACGGCUGCAGGUGGUUCAUGUGACUUCCCACAGUGCUGUGCUGCAGUGGCGUCCUGUUCUGAGAUCAGGCAGUGGUUAUUAUGCGCUCUGGUAUAACUCCAUGUUGAAAACGGAGCCUGAGACCAGACGAAUAGUCGCAGGUGACUCCAGCCGGGUAGAGCUGACUGACCUCCAGCCUGAGACCACCUACACAGUGUCUCUCCGCCCAGAGUCCAACCAGAGGCUGUUUGACACACUUUCUGUUACCUUCACCACACUUUAUGACGUGUUGAGCCCAGCGGUGCUCUCCGUGUCAGACUCCGGCCCUCAUCAGAUCCGUGUGAGCUGGGGUCCCCUGCAGCCGGCUCGGGUCCAGAGAUACACGGUGGAGUACGGAGCUUUUCCGAGCGGACGUGUCCAGACUGUGACGCUACAAAGUCAGAAAAAUUCUACUUUACUUUCCGGACUGCAGCCAGGCACUCAAUACCUGGUGACAGUCAGCGCUCUGCAUGUGAAUGGAAGAGAAAUAGCCAUGUCGGUGAGGGCGUGCACUGAGGAGGCAGCUCUGCCUGCUCUGGCCGACCUACAACUGACCCCAGUGGGGUGUCCGAAGGUGCAGGUAGCCUGGAAGGCCUAUCAGGAAGGCUUGAAAGGCUACUGGGUCAAGUGGGAGAGAAAAAACUCCCACACGUCCUCCUCAAAGUCCUUCUCCUCCGUCCACCUGUCUCCUACCUCUCGUUCAACGCGGCUCACACACCUUGCCCCGCGCAGCCGAGUGUGUGUGUCUCCGGUCUACACCUGGGGCCGAGGGGAUGGGUUAUGCUGCAAUGCCCUGCACACAGACUCCAGAUUCCAGUCAAUGGGGUUAACAACCUGAGUCUGCAGCUGAAAACAUGGAUUCAGUCAAGAAUUUUAAGUCAAGGCUUUAUCACACCACUCUCGCCCUGUGUCCUCACAAUGGAUGAGUAAAUACUGAGCAUAAUUUAUUCUUUUCUUCUUUUUCUGUAAAUGAAAAUGUCUGCCACUACAUCACACAUUUGUUCAGAAAUAGUUCAUUUGUUCCGUUAGUCAGGAACGUACAAAGCUGCAAUCACUGUCAGCAUGAGGAACUCUUGUCACCAAAAAAUGUAUUUAUUAUUCUGACGAACAGUCUAACUUAUCAGCCCACUCUUAAAUUGUACUGUUACAUAAUUAGAGCUGUAUUUACUUGAGAUUAUAUGAAAAUGCAUUUUCCUUCCAACUUUCCCUCG